AGAGGUGAAGACGAGAGGAGAGAGAUGCAGGUAUAUAAAGCUGCUGUGUGACAGAGCAUCAGUGGAACACAUGAACACAUUUCCAGACAGAGAACAGAGGACACAAAAACAAGAAAAGAGGGGAAAGGGAAGAAUCCUCAAAGACAUGCAGCCAAACGAGAUGAACGUUUUUCUAGCUGUGUUUUGCGUGCUCAGCAUCCUCCAGCUCUGUGACGGAGUAUCCAGCAGUGGAGAAUGCUACUUCAACUCAAAAGCCAGCUGUGAACACAACGGCCGUGUAUUUGACAUUGGGGAUGUCUGGAUAAAUGAUGAAUGCUUCCAGUGUGUGUGUUUCGAGCCGUUUGGAGUGGGCUGCUGUGAACUUGGAAAGCAGCCAGUCGAUUACCCGCCCUGGUGCGAGGCCAUUAGGAAAGCAGACUCCUGCACAGUUGCUGUGGUGAUGAAGGCCAACCAUAAACUUCCCUGUCUGUUUGGUGGGAAGAGCCGCCUUUGGAAAUCAGAGAACGACGCACUCUUCUAGACUACACUACUGAAUUCACUCAUGCAAAACACUCAUUUAGCCCAAAUAUACAGAUUAUUCACCAUGUUUAGCCCAAAUAUACAGAUUAUUCACCAUGUUUACCAAUAUAAGAAAUGUACACACAUCGAACAAAAGUUGGGGUCAGGAAGACAUUUUACGGUUUUUGAAAUGACUAUUGAUUUAAAAUAACUGUUGCCUAUUCUAUUUUAAUGUAUUUUCAGUCUUUAGUGUCACGUGAUCAUUUUAAUAUAUAUUUGAUGCUAAAGUAACAUCUCAUUAUUAACAAUGUUUAAAAUAGCUUAAUAUAUUUGCAGAGGAUUUUUUGAGGAUUAAAAAAAAAAUGAUCUUACUGACCCAAACAUUUGAUCAUUAGUGCACACACAGUUUGCAUUAUUUAAAAUGAUUAAACUACUGAAUCCAAGUACAGUAGGGUCUUACAUGUCUAAUCCCAAUCAUUUCAGAAUGUUUUAAAUAUAUAAAAAAAAAUCUAAAAUGUAAAUUUUUGCUUAAAUUUAAAAUGACCCGUAUGUAUACGACUAAAAACUAAAAGCUGAAACUAGCAUUUUCCCCAUGAUGAAUAAACAGUACUGAUGUCCAUCUUGAAACUGUGAUAUUUGUCUCUAAAUAAAUAUCAGUGACUGUUUGAGAAAGCAUUUCUGAGUCUUUAUUUCUAGAAAACCACUCAACAUAUUAUUGCUAUAUAAAAUGGAAAUAACCUCUGCAUAUGCAAGGAAACCAGAAGAGACCCAGAUCCUGAGAAACACAGGGGUUCAGUGACAGUAAAAAUCAUGGUCUUUAUUUAAAAAAAAGAAUUUAGGUAUCAUUACACAAGAUACAGACAGUAACAAAGUGAUUACACAUCAUUGUGGGCUUUUUUCCAGUUAAAACUAUGUGUUCACCCCUUUUAAUCUUUAUACUAUAAAGUGUUACAUUUCUCUCCCAUUUACUGUGUUCAUAAUACAUAUUUAGAUCUGCACGGCCUUUGGACCUUUUGAAUCUGGCAGUGCCACCGCUUUAAACUCACUGAAAAGAAUAAUAAUAAAAAAAAUCAUCUUCAACCUUUCUUCCCUGGGUAGUAUAUGGCUCUUUAAAGCAAAUAAAACAAACUGAAGAACAAAACUGUCCUCCUGAAGAAACCUUGACUUUCUCUGGCCUGCUCUGCUCAACAGCUGUCCUCUAGAAGCCCAUAACAGUGCAGGAUAUCAAAUAGUGGUUUGCAAAACUAAAUUUGUGUUAAAAUGCAGGGGGAUUAAACCCAAACAAAUAACGCAUAUAUUACUCAACUCCAAAUGGAAGCAAAUGCUUUUAAUAAAAAAACAAAAAGGUCCUCGAGGCAUGGUUGUACA
Messenger RNA from Carassius gibelio (silver crucian carp), 1866 nucleotides. It is a transcript of the gene msmp2, whose product is annotated as microseminoprotein, prostate associated 2. The transcript has 4 exons. NCBI's taxonomy places the organism in Eukaryota, Metazoa, Chordata, Actinopteri, Cypriniformes, Cyprinidae. The coding region runs from base 71 to 520 and encodes 149 amino acids. The record is from RefSeq and is a predicted model, not a curated record.